Messenger RNA from Lycium ferocissimum, 1144 nucleotides. Its product is annotated as abscisic acid receptor PYL8. Gene Ontology annotation, molecular function: signaling receptor activity; protein phosphatase inhibitor activity; abscisic acid binding. The record is from RefSeq and is a predicted model, not a curated record. The transcript has 3 exons. Gene Ontology annotation, biological process: abscisic acid-activated signaling pathway. Lineage: Eukaryota; Viridiplantae; Streptophyta; Magnoliopsida; Solanales; Solanaceae. Gene Ontology annotation, cellular component: cytoplasm; nucleus. Bases 82 to 639 code for a protein of 185 amino acids.
UGGAGAUGCAUUUGUAAUAGCGGUGGCGACUCGACUUAAAUAACGCGUUAACCUGUUGUUAACUCCGGCCGCUAGAAAAAGAUGAAUGCGAAUGGAUAUAGCGUUAUGGAAAAAGAGUAUAUAAGGAAGCAUCAUAUUCAUGAGGUUAAAGAGAAUCGAUGCAGUUCGUUUUUAGUAAAGCACAUUCGAGCACCUGUUCAUCUCGUUUGGUCACUGGUUAGGCGGUUUGAUCAACCACAAAAGUACAAGCCCUUUAUCAGCAGGUGCAUUGUGCAAGGAGAUCUUGAGAUUGGUAGUCUUAGGGAAGUUGAUGUCAAGUCGGGCCUCCCUGCAACAACAAGUACUGAGAGAUUGGAGCUUCUUGAUGAUGAAGAGCACAUCUUAAGUGUCAGGAUUGUUGGCGGGGAUCACAGACUUAGGAAUUACUCCUCAAUCAUAUCUGUCCACCCGGAGGUUAUUGAUGGAAGACCUGGGACACUAGUGAUUGAAUCAUUUGUGGUGGACGUGCCCGAAGGAAACACCAAAGACGAGACCUGUUACUUUGUUGAAGCAUUAAUCAAAUGCAACCUAAAAUCACUUGCUGAUGUUUCAGAGCGGCUUGCUGUGCAGGACAGGACAGAACCCAUUGAUCAGGUUUAAAUGUUCAGGAAGAUGUUUGGAAGGUUAUUACACGAAGGAUGAAGCUUCCUCAAGGCUGUUAGUUCUCCUGAGGCUUUGGAGGCGGACUGUAUGUGGCUGCUCUCUUAAAUAUUCCCCGGUGCUUUUAGUGCUCAACUUUUUCUUCCGCUUCUUCUUUGUUUUUUCGGUGUAUGUUAGGGUUCGUUCAUAUUACUCGUUGUUUUGUAGUGUCUCAGAACCACAGGUUUUACAAGGAUUUGUAGACACCCUGUAAAUGGAUGAAAAGACUAGUCUGUUUCAAUUCUUAGAAUUUUGAUAGUGGUUGCGGGUAUGCCACUUGUCUCACUUUAGCGUUGUUCCAGGGUCUAUUGAGUUUAUAGUCGCAUUUGUGGUCUCUAGUUGCAGUAAAUAAUGGUGGAGUACAGGGGAAACUCUAUUUACCGAAUAGAAGCACAUUUAAGGCUCCAGCAGUCCAUGAGCUAAUGCUGUACAGACUUGUUAUAGAAAAAUGCUUUAGAUCUGCAAA